AUGAAAUUGGAAUUCACCGAGAAAAACUACAACAGCUUCGUGCUGCAGAACCUGAACAAACAGAGGAAACGCAAAGAGUACUGGGACAUGGCCCUGACCGUGGACCACCAUGUCUUCUUUGCACAUCGCAACGUGCUGGCUGCUGUCUCCCCACUGGUGAAGAACCUCAUCUCCAGCAACGACAUGAAGACCACCGAUGAGCUCUUCAUCACCAUCGACCCCAACUACCUGAGUCCCACCACGGUGGACCAGCUCUUGGACUACUUCUACAGCGGCAAGGUGGUCAUCUCAGAGCAGAACGUGGAGGAGCUGCUGCGGGGAGCCCAGUAUUUCAACACCCCACGCCUCCGAAUUCACUGCAAUGACUUCCUCAUUAAGUCCAUCCGCCGUGCCAACUGCUUGCGCUACCUCUUCUUGGCUGAGCUGUUUGAGCUCAAAGAGGUGUCAGACUUGGCUUACUCGGGCAUUCGCGACAACUUCCACUACUGGGCCAGUCCCGAGGGCUCCCUGCACUUCAUGCGCUGCCCACCUGUCAUCUUCGGCCGCCUGCUCCGGGAUGAAAACCUUCACGUGCUCAACGAGGACCAGGCCCUCAGCGCACUCAUCAACUGGGUGCACUUCCGGAAGGACGAGCGCGAGAAGUAUUUCAAAAAGUUCUUCAAUUACAUCAAUCUCAACGCGGUAUCCAACAAGACGCUCAUGUUUGCCAGCAACAAGCUGAUGUGCAUGGACAACAGCUCAGCGCACGCCACCCUGAUCGAGAGUGUCUUGAUGGACCGCAAGCAAGAGCGGCCGUGCAGCCUACUGAGCUACCAGCGGAAAGGGGCCCUGCUUGAUUCAGUGGUCAUACUUGGUGGUCAGAAGGCCCACGGCAAGUUCAACGAUGGCGUGUUUGCCUAUAUCAUCCAAGAGAACCUGUGGCUGAAGCUCUCAGAGAUGCCCUACCGAGCAGCAGCCCUGAGCGCCACAGCUGCCGGUCGCUACAUCUACAUCUCUGGUGGCACCACGGAGCAGAUUUCAGGGCUCAAAACAGCCUGGCGAUAUGACAUGGACGACAAUUCCUGGACCAAGUUGCCUGAUCUGCCGAUAGGGCUUGUCUUCCACACCAUGGUGACCUGUGGGGGGACAGUGUACUCAGUAGGUGGGAGCAUUGCCCCGAGGCGGUAUGUCUCCAACAUCUAUCGCUACGAUGAGCGCAAGGAGGCCUGGUGCCUGGCAGGGAAGAUGAGCAUCCCUAUGGAUGGCACAGCUGUGAUCGCCAGGGGGGACCGACACUUGUACAUUGUCACUGGCCGGUGCUUGGUUAAGGGCUACAUCUCCCGGGUCGGCGUAGUGGACUGCUUCGACACCAACACCGGGGACGUGGUGCAGUGUAUCACCUUCCCCAUUGAGUUCAACCACCGGCCCCUGCUCUCUUUCCAUCAGGACAACAUCCUCUGUGUGCACAGCCACCGGCAGAGUGUGGAAAUCAACCUGCAGAAGAUCAAGGCCAACAAGACAACCACCUCAGUGCCUCUCUUGCCCAACAACUGCCCCUUGGAUGUGUCCCAUGCUAUCUGCUCCAUUGGAGACAGCAGGGUGUUCGUAUGUGGGGGUGUCACCACGGCCAACGAUGUCCAGACAAAGGACUACACCAUCAAUCCAAACGCCUACUUGCUGGACCAAAAGAUAGGCGAGUGGAAGACCCUGGCCCCCCCACCAGAGGCACUGGACUGUCCUGCCUGCUGUCUAGCCAAGCUUCCUUGCAAGAUCCUUCAAAGGAUUUAA
Lepus europaeus (European hare) is the source of this 1767-nucleotide messenger RNA. RefSeq names its product calicin (gene CCIN). The transcript has a single exon. Gene Ontology annotation, molecular function: protein binding. The record is from RefSeq and is a predicted model, not a curated record. Bases 1 to 1767 code for a protein of 588 amino acids. Lineage: Eukaryota; Metazoa; Chordata; Mammalia; Lagomorpha; Leporidae.